GAGGAAUUUGAAAAGAAGUUGAAUGAAGUGGCGAACGUGGAAGCAGGGAAGAGCAGCUGCAGCGCGCCAAUGUCUCGCCUCGGUUUCUUCUUUUAUCCUCACAAUAUCCCACCGCUUAGUCCCCUCUCAUUUCGCCUUCUCUAUCUCUUCCUCUCCUUUUCCACAAACAAUCACCAAAACAACAAUCUGGGUCAUCUUCUGUGGAUUUUGCCAUCUGGGUAAUCUUUAUCCGAUCAAAAAGGAAAAGGAUUUUGAAAAUUUUCGGUUCUUGGCGAUCAAUGCGAAGUGGGUUCCUGAACUGGGGCAAGGGAGUCGCCGCAGCGGCUUCUUCGUUGGCGGUCUUCUUUUAAUCUUUUCAGAUGGAAUGGCAGAUCCAGCUGGUUAUGGGAAUUCUGAGCGUGACAUUGAGCAAGCACUUGUUGCUUUGAAAAAAGGGACUCAGCUUAUUAAGUAUAGCCGGAAAGGGAAACCAAAAUUUCGUUCAUUCAGACUUUCUCCAGAUGAGACAGCAUUGAUUUGGUACUCACAUGGAGAAGAGAAGACUCUAAAUUUAGCUUCUUUUACACGAAUAAUUUCAGGACAGAGAACUGCUGUGUUUAGAAGAUAUUUGCGCCCAGAAAAGGAGUACUUAUCAUUUUCACUUAUAUAUAACAACGGAGACAGAUCUCUUGACUUGAUCUGCAAGGACAAAGCUGAGAUAGAGGUUUGGUUUGCUGGCCUUCAGUCAUUGAUCCGACGAAAUCGUAAUAGACGAACUGGGAGUGAUUUUACUGAUCUACAAGAUGGUGAUCUCUCUCAAAAUGGUCAUUAUGGUCCAACCAUAGAGUUGAGUAAUAGCAUUGCCUGUGAUAGAUUAUCUAUUGAUUUGGCAAGCUCAGAUGUGGGGUCAGAACGUGCAAAUAUGCAGCUGAGGGCAAGUGGUGCAGAUGGUUUCAGAAUUAGCGUUUCAAGCACUCCUAGCUGUUCGAGUGCUGGAUCUGGUCCAGAUGACAUAGAAUCAUUAGGUGAUGUUUACUUGUGGGGAGAGGUAUGGUCUGAUGGAGUUACACCUGAUGGGUCCGGGAGCUCACUCCCUUCUAAAGUUGAUGUGUUGACUCCCAAGCCCCUAGAAUCAAAUGUAGUCCUUGAUGUUCAUCAAAUUGCUUGUGGUUUUAGACAUGUUGCUCUUGUAACUAGGCAAGGUGAGGUUUUCACAUGGGGGGAGGAAUCAGGGGGGAGACUUGGUCAUGGAACUGAAAAAGAUUUUAGUCGCCCCCAUCUUGUUGAGUUCCUGGCAGUUAUUAACGUAGAUUCUGUGUCAUGUGGUGAGUAUCACACAUGUGCUGUAUCCACAGCAGGUGAUUUGUUUACAUGGGGUGAUGGUGCCCAUAAUGCUGGAAUCCUUGGUCAUGGCACGGAUGUUAGUCACUGGGUACCAAAAAGAAUUUCUGGUCCUUUAGAAGGACUCCAAGUUUUAUCUAUUGCAUGUGGCACGUGGCAUUUAGCUUUGGCAACUUCAAAUGGAAAACUAUUUACAUUUGGGGAUGGAACAUUUGGGGUUCUAGGUCAUGGGGAUCGAGAAAGUGUUGCAUAUCCAAAGGAAGUUCAAAUUUUAAGUGGACUAAAGACUGUUAAAGUUGCAUGUGGAGUGUGGCAUACUGCAGCUAUUGUUGAGGUUAUAAGCCAGACUGGUGCAAAUAUGUCAUCAAGAAAGCUGUUUACCUGGGGUGAUGGUGACAAACACCGCUUGGGUCAUGGAAACAAGGAAACUUAUUUACUUCCAACCUGUGUGUCUUCACUUAUUGAUUACAAUUUCCACCAGCUAGCAUGUGGACAUAUGAUGACUGUUGCUCUUACUACUUCAGGUCAUGUCUUCACCAUGGGUGGCACUGCAUAUGGUCAGCUUGGCAACCCAAGUUCUGAUGGAAAGUUACCUUGUUUGGUACAAGAUAGACUGGUAGGUGAAUUUGUUGAAGAAAUUUCUUGUGGAGCAUACCAUGUUGCUGUUCUGACUUCAAGAAGUGAAGUAUUCACUUGGGGUAGAGGUGCCAAUGGGAGACUGGGACAUGGUGACACAGAAGAUCGGAGAACUCCAACAUGGGUUGAAGCUCUCAAGGACAAGCAUGUCAAAAAUAUAUCAUGUGGUUCAAAUUUCACUUCCAGUAUAUGCAUCCAUAAGUGGGUCUCUGGUGUUGACCAGUCAGUUUGCUCUGGCUGCCGGCAGGCCUUUGGUUUUACUAGAAAGAGGCACCACUGUUACAAUUGUGGGCUGGUGCAUUGUCAUGCUUGCAGUUCCAAGAAAGCAUUGAAAGCAGCAUUAGCUCCAACCCCAGGCAAACCCCAUCGUGUAUGUGAUGCUUGCUAUGCAAAACUUAAAGCUGUUGAAGCUGGGAAUGCUUCUAAUAAUAUCAAUAGGAAAAUGACUAAUGUCCGAGAUGCUAGGGACCGAAUGGACAGGGGAGAGAUACGGUCCUCUAGGCUUUUGCUGUCUCCCACCUUGGAACCAAUCAAAUAUCUUGAGAUCAAGACAGGGAAACCUGGGACCAGACUUGAUUCUCCUUCAAUCCAAACUUCACAAGUUCCUUCUAUUUUACAGCUUAAAGAUAUUGCAUUUCCGACUUCACUGAGUGCUCUUCAAAAUGCUUUUCGGCCUGUUAAUCCUCCACCAACACCCCCUGCACCUCCAUCCCCUAUUAACUCAAGAUCUACUUCACCAUACAGGAGACCAAGUCCCUCACGAACUGCUACUCCAGCAUUUUCUAGGACUGUUAUUGAAAGCCUGAGGAAGUCAAAUGAGCUUUUGAAUCAAGAAGUCUCAAAAUUGCAAAAUCAAAUUAGAAGUUUGAGGCAGAAAUGUGACACACAAAACAUUGAAGUUCAGAAAAUGCGGAAAAAUGCUCAAGAAACUGCUUUAUACAAUGCAGAGAAAUCAUCCAAAUACAAAGUGGCCAAGGAAAUUUUGAAGUCCAUCACAGAUCAGUUGAAGGAAAUGAGAGACAAGUUCCCUCCUGAGGUUUCUGAAAAUGAAACUUUCAGAGAAGCUGAAGAAUUCUUGAAGGAGAAUGGAACAUCGAAAGCUUCUUCUGAAGCAUCAGCAAACUUGGAGGGUUCUCAAUUGCAAGAGCAGAGGACACAGGAGAAUGUAGAUGCUACUGGAGCAAGUGCCCUGCCUAAUGCUGUUGGAAGUUCUAAUGUAACUGAGGUUGUAUCCCAACAAAGCUCACAAAAUGAAACAGGAUUAUCAGAAGCUUCAAUAACCAGGGGUGGAGAAAAGGAACUUAUUGAACAAUUUGAACCUGGUGUAUAUGUCACUUAUGUUCAACACCAAAGUGGCAGGAAGAUCUUCAGACGAAUUAGAUUCAGCAAACGAAGAUUUGAUGGGCACCAAGCAGAAGAAUGGUGGAACAAAAAUAAAGAUAGGCUGCUGAAGAAGUACAGUCCACAUAAAACAGGCACUGCUCAAACUGAAUCAUCCUCUUCUCAACCAUUCACAGAAGAAACCAAGGAGGCAGGACUAUCAGUGCAAGCGGAAACCUAGUUUCACAACUUUGUCUCAUUCUGCUGCUGUGGAAGCAGCAAUAUGAUUCUACUAGUAAGGGAUACAUCUUUUUCCAAAACAAAUUAGGUAAGAAUCUUUUUGUCAGAAAUCUAGGACACAAUAAUUCCUGUUCAGUGUUCACUGAGAAAUCCACAUUUCUGGUGGAGGGAAAAGGGUGAUUGUGAAGAUUUUGUUAUCUUAGAAGAAAAUUUACAUUUAACUUUUUGUACUCUUUUUAUCCCUUUUUGCAUCUGCUGUUCACUUUGUUGUUCUCAAAUGUCUAUUGAAACAUGUUAGUUAACCAUCCGUUGUAGUUGUACAGUAGAUAAAGAUUAUUUCAUUUU
Molecule: messenger RNA, 3861 nt
Organism: Rubroshorea leprosula
Lineage: Eukaryota; Viridiplantae; Streptophyta; Magnoliopsida; Malvales; Dipterocarpaceae
Source: the annotation of a GenBank genome assembly